Danio aesculapii is the source of this 766-nucleotide messenger RNA. Its product is annotated as Ig heavy chain C region. The transcript is spliced from 3 exons. Bases 78 to 749 code for a protein of 223 amino acids. NCBI's taxonomy places the organism in Eukaryota, Metazoa, Chordata, Actinopteri, Cypriniformes, Danionidae. The record is from RefSeq and is a predicted model, not a curated record.
CUGAAAGGAAGACCAGGUUUAUGCUGACCUAAACAAAAGAAGUUUAGAUUCAGUUGAGUGAAACUAAGACUAUAAAGAUGAGCCUGUGGCUGCUGAUGAUUUGGGUAUCUUACGCUAUGGGAUCAGUAACAGAGCCGUCCAUCGUGACGCAGUGGCCGAUGGUGGCUGAGGUGACAGCUGGAGAGGACGUUGUUUUAAAAUGCAGUAUUAUAGAGUUAUACUCCUCGUGUUCAACAGUGACUUGGCUAAGAGUCAAUUCAGAAAACGCAACAAUCAGCCGCACCAACAGACUUCAACUGGAUGCUCAGAACUCAGAAUCUGAACCAAGCGUUUGUACUGCUGUUAUCACCAACUCAACGGUGCAUGACUCCAGUAUUUACUACUGUGCAGCUGCCCAUAGCCGCUUCGCUCACAUUGGAAAUGGAUCCAGAGUCAUUGUGAAAGAACACACUGUGCUUCCUGUUAUUGAUAUUCUUACGCCGCUGAUCACGAAUGCUCCUUUAGUCCCGCUUCAGUGUGUUGUGACGGGGGCCAAAUCUUCACAGGUUCGAAUGCACUGGUCUGUGGAGGGAAGAAAAGAGAAAGGACAGGCGGUUUUGAAACAUGGAAAUGAUGGGGCCGUUCAGAUCAGCAGGAACCAGAUCCUGAUCACUGCUGAGGAAUGGGAGAGGAAGAUGCAGUGUGUGUGCGUAGUGGAAUUGGGAGGACAGAUCUUUACCAAAACCCUUCAGACAUAUGGUACAGUAUAACAAUAUAAAAGAAUGAC